Molecule: messenger RNA, 1025 nt
Organism: Moneuplotes crassus
Lineage: Eukaryota; Ciliophora; Spirotrichea; Euplotida; Euplotidae
Source: the annotation of a GenBank genome assembly
AUGUCGGUAUCAAGUUGAGGCUUUAUCACUAAACAACAAGAAGCUCAAUAUAAUAAAGACUUGUAUAGUCUAAUUUUCCUUGUACAGAAUUCAUUAGCUAGGAUCUUGGCAUCCAAUUCAGAUGGUCAAGAUCUGCUUCAAAAGGAGAAUUUUAGAAAAUAUUUUAAGAAAAUAUAUGAAAAAGUUACUUCUCAAGAACAAUACAAAUAUGCACCUCCAAAGUUCGGAUCUGCCUUUAGAGAUUUAGCCCAACUGUAUGGUCUUAAUACUGAUGCUAAUAAAGAAAUGAAAUAUUUUGAUAGAUCCCUCUCAGAAAAAAAGAUAAAGAGGAUAUAAAUUCAAAUGAAAAGUUUGAAACCAACCAAAACUUGUUUGUCAAAGAUGAUCUUGAAUUUGAGCUUAGAAUCAAGCUCAAAUAAACUACCUGAAAGACAGGUGCUGAAGAGCGCCUCAACCACAUCAGGGAUCAGGGAAAUUCUGUCAAAAAUAAAACAUAAACCACAGUCACGACUUUUGGGCGACUCUGAGUACUGCAACUCUUGGGACAGAAAUAAUUUCACUAGACAAUUCAAAGGGAAAUAAAAAUCUGCUUAAUAAUAAAAGCUUCAACUCUUCAGGGUUACUCAAAACUCGUAACAAAAGUAUCCCAUGUGGCAGAUUCUGUAUGCAAUCAAGCUAUCAGUCUGACUCUAAACCAUACUGAUAUGCUGAAGAGAAGAAUGAAGCAGCCUCGAGUCCCUUUCUUAAGCAAAAGAGCCAAUAUCUUGUGAACAAAGUUGGGAACAAGAACAAGUUUGUUCGAAAAUCUACUAAAAAUGUUAAUACGAUGGCUAAUUCAAGCUCGAAUUCUUCCCUAGAGCAAAUUGUUGAAACUCCUGAGACUGUUAAGAAGAGCGUCAGAAUGGACUCUAAGGCAAAGGAAAUGUUUUACAAACUUAAGAACAAAGAUAUGAAAAGACAUAGAGAGCGGCUUCUGAAGUUGUACAAUACAAUGGAUUCAUAAGGUUGUUUCAAUCUUUUCUUAA